AUGCGUUUUAAUGUGUUUGUACAAGGCGAUUUUGAGAAUAUCAGAGGCGUUUUUAUCUCACAGUCAUAUCCAAUCAGAAUCAGGUGCGCAUGUGGUAAAGAGCAUGAAAAAAACGUCGUGAUAUCAAGCGAAGACAACGAUGUCAAUAAAAAAAAUGAAGAAGUCAACCUGUGUGUCACAUGCCAUGAAUGCAAGCAGCUCAUGACAUUCAAAAUACUAAAGCUUGACAACCAGAUAGAAUGCAUUCUUACAAAAGCACAUCCGGAUGAUGAUUCAGAAAGUGUUUACUUGACAGAGAUGGAGAAGAACAGAUUUAUGGUAUCUAAAAUACAGACGAAUGGUGCAGAAGUGGUCUCCGUUGUUGAUUGCAUUCUCAACCUGGUUUCUGACGACGGGGUGCUUUUCAAAGACGUUAAUACUCGAGAAAAGACAGUGGCAGAGUUUAAUACUAAAAGCAAAAUGUCCUCAAUAGUUCACUUUUCUCUUGUUGUUGAGCAGACAAAACAUUAA
This is a messenger RNA of Ordospora pajunii, 510 nucleotides long. RefSeq lists its product as uncharacterized. The record is from RefSeq and is a predicted model, not a curated record. NCBI's taxonomy places the organism in Eukaryota, Fungi, Microsporidia, Ordosporidae. The transcript has a single exon. The coding region runs from base 1 to 510 and encodes 169 amino acids.